Echinostoma caproni is the source of this 1695-nucleotide messenger RNA. The record is from the annotation of a GenBank genome assembly. NCBI's taxonomy places the organism in Eukaryota, Metazoa, Platyhelminthes, Trematoda, Plagiorchiida, Echinostomatidae.
AAAGCAUUGUUGUUGUUGAAAAAGAAACGAUGUUUGGAAAAGUUUAUGGAACAGGCCAACCAGCAAAUGGCGAACGUUCAGCAGUUGAUUAAUGAUGUUGAAUUCGCCCAGGUUCAAUUACAAGUCGUCAAUGGUCUCAAAGCAGGCAAUCAAGCUUUGAAGGAGUUGCACCAGCUUAUGUCUCUCAGUGAUGUGGAACAAAUUUUGGAAGACACACGGGAGUCAGUGGCUUAUCAGAAGGAAAUUGACGAAGCAAUUGCUGGGUCACUCACCCCACAAGAUACAACAGCCGUUGAGCAGGAACUUGAUGAUCUUCUGCUAAGCUUGGACAAGGAGCUUCCGGAUGUGCCCACACAUGAGAUUUCCGCUAACAGAGAUCGGGAUGAAGUAGAGCAUCGCGGAUUUGGCGGGGGUGGUGGCGCGGAUGAGGAAUCUGUAGUGCUUCAACAAUCUGGUAUUCGUUUGUAUGAUGGUCCGAAUCGCACUUCGUUCGAAAAUGGAGUGAUUAAAUUGACUACGCAUCGUCUUAUUUGGACACGUUCGGAUGCCUAUGAGGACACUGCGUUUCUGGCUCUCCCACUGGCAGCGGUGCUCAAUGUCCGAGUGGAGGAAGGCGGUGGGCUGGUUCGUAGUCGUACACCCAAAAUCGUGGUUCGCCUGUUGACCCCGGCUGCGUUACACAAUGCACUGACUAGCCUCCCGCAUCCUCUACCCUGGACCGAGCGCUGGUUAAGUGAAAGCGAUCGAAGAUCCCAAGAUGGUCGGAGUUCCAUGUACAGUGUGGUUGCUCAGUCUUCAGAGAAUCAUAUUAAAUUGGGUUUCACUCGAACUGGUCACCGGGAGUUUGAACAGGCUUUACAAGAGGUUCUUGUAGCCAAAGUUUGGGCCGCUUCGGUACGACCUACUCGUCCGGGUCAUUCAUCUCGAUCGUACGGCAGUGUGGGUAUCGGGGCGAUUGAGAAACAACAAGCAGCGCGUAUUGUUCGCACGGAUCAGAGUUUAGAGGAAGCAUUCGAUGACUUGAACAAAUUGAUGAGUCGUGCCCGCGAAAUGGUCGCUUUGAGUCGCACUCUGGCCAAACGAUCACAGGAGGUGAAAGGUGGCGACUUAACUACGAACGAGACGGCCGAACUGCGUGCUGCCAUGCUUUCCAUGGGUGUGAUGGACGACUCGGUAAUAGCCGAUUCUCGCGCGUCCUCCAACUCUGCGGCUGUUUACAUGGGCAAGUCUUCCUCGUCGUUUCAUACACAACUGGCCAAACAGCUUUCUGAUUUGUUGACCCCGCUACUGAGCAAUCCACGUGGAUCCUCCGGGACGGGUUGUAUCGAUUUGGCUUCAGCUUAUUGCCGUUUGAAUCGAGCUCGCGGAAUGCAGUUGGUCUCUCCAGAGGAUCUGCUUCGUGCAUGUUGUCUUCUGGAGCGUGAGCACUUGCCCAUACGACUCAAACGAUUUCCUAGUGGCUUACUGGUAUUGCAACUGGCCACUGAGAACGAGAGUCGAACUCUGGAAUCCACAGCCCGCAUAAUUGAGGAACGCUCCAGCCUUACCGCGGACGAAUUGGCUCGAUUUACUGGAGUUCCACUGCUCCUCGCUCGUGAGCGUCUGUUGGCUGUUGAAGAAGCCGGCCUAGCCUGUCGCGAUGACAGUGUGGCCGGCUUGCGCUUCUAUCCGAAUCGGUUUCUAACGGAAGCUUGA